This is a messenger RNA of Rhizophagus irregularis DAOM 181602=DAOM 197198, 1740 nucleotides long. RefSeq lists its product as uncharacterized. The record is from RefSeq and is a predicted model, not a curated record. Lineage: Eukaryota; Fungi; Glomeromycota; Glomeromycetes; Glomerales; Glomeraceae. Gene Ontology annotation, molecular function: RNA binding.
AAAAAAAAAAAAAAAAAAAAAAUUUAAAAAAAAUUUUUUUUACAUAUACCUCGAUACCUCGAUCUUUUCCCCACCUUUUUAUUCCUUUAUUAUUCCUGUGACUUGACCUACCUUACAUCGGAACGCUCUCUUGUUCCUCACUCGGGUUUAUCUUUGAUAAACUCAAGAAGCCGAAAAUAAUAACUAGAGAACCUUACCUUAUUCCUUGUUACUAACGACUUUUUUUCCUUCAAAACGGAAAACGGGUUAUUUCCGUUAUUUUUCUUAGGUUAGGAAGUUUAAGACUACCAACAAACUUGACGUGUAAAAAAUGGCAAACGACACUCGUACAGGUAUUCAAGACCCAGCCGAAAUUAAUGGAACUAAUGUUCCUGCGGUCGCAGCCACAAAUAACGGUACUACCUCCUCCACCUCCUCCUCUCCUGCCCCCACAGCUCAUUCGCUUUUUGACACCCCUUUUGUUGCUUCAACCGAUCAAACUGCUACUACCGAGAUUAGCAGUGUUGAAGAAGAUAAUAAAGAGUGUACUAAUGAGGACGAGGCUGGAGAUAUAUCAAAUUCUCAACUUACCCUUAGGGCAUUGGUUUCUACAAAAGAAGCUGGAGUUAUUAUUGGCAAAGCUGGUAAAAAUGUCGCCGAAUUGAGAGAGAGUACUGGUGUUAAAGCCGGUGUAUCUAAAGUUGUUCAAGGUGUUCACGACAGAGUUUUGUCUGUCGCAGGUACCCUUGAUGGUGUAGCUAAGGCGUAUUCUUUGAUCGCACAAACCCUCCUCGAGAAUCCAGUGAAUGCAAGCCCUAAUUCAACUCCAAUUACUCCUCCACCUAAUGCAUUUACUUCUGUUCGUUUGCUUAUUUCCCAUAAUUUGAUGGGAACUAUUAUCGGUCGUCAAGGUGGUAAAAUUAAACAUAUUCAAGAUGUCUCUGGAGCUAGGAUGGUUGCUUCAAAGGAAAUGCUUCCUCAAAGCACGGAAAGAAUUGUGGAAGUUCAAGGAACUGUCGAGGCCAUCCGUGUCGCGGUAUGGGAAAUUGGCAAGUGUCUUAUUGAAGAUAACGAACGUGGUAUCGGGACGGUCCUAUAUAAUCCUGCCAUUAAAGUAACUUCAAGUUAUUCUACCUCUCGUCGUAAUGAUUAUACUACCCGUACUGGCAAUGGGACCGAUUUCAUUCGCCAACGCAAUGAUUAUCAUAAUAAUAAUCGUCGUCAAUCCAACAGUAAUAACAAUUAUGAUAGUAACACCAUUCGAACUCAAAAUAUUUCUAUUCCUGCUGAUAUGGUUGGGUGUAUUAUUGGCAAAGCUGGUUCCAAAAUUUCCGAAAUUCGCAGACUCUCUGGUUCUCGUAUCAGCAUUGCAAAGACGCCUCAUGAUGAAACUGGUGAGCGAAUGUUUACAAUCCAAGGAUCUCCCGAAGCCAAUGAAAAAGCCCUUUUCUUAUUAUAUAAUCAGUUAGAAAAUGAGAAAGAACGUCGUUUGAGUGCAAAUGCAAACGGAGGUGAUUCUGAUGCUUAAAACCACAUAUACUUGGCUGGUUGGUGGACGUUAUCUUCAAUAUUAUUACCAUUUUUUAACUCUGUCUUUGUCACGGAAAAAACUAAGAGAAAUUUGGAACGUAUUGUGUGCGUGUUCAUAUAUGGGGUGUGUGUGUAUAUGUAUGUAUAUAUAUUAUUAUAACGAGGAUUUCGCAAUAUAUAUUUUUACGAACAUUGGACUUUAUAUAGGAAAUUUUUUUUUAAAAAAAAAAA